Lathyrus sativus (Indian pea) is the source of this 798-nucleotide messenger RNA. Lineage: Eukaryota; Viridiplantae; Streptophyta; Magnoliopsida; Fabales; Fabaceae. The record is from the annotation of a GenBank genome assembly.
AUGGGUUUCGAUUCGAAUCUGGGAGGCUCACCAUCUUCCUCUUCACCUAGUGGCAAACGCACCAGAGACCCCGAAGAAGAAGUUUAUGUCGACAAUCUUCGCUCUCACAAACGUUACCUAAGCGAGAUAAUGGCGUCGAGUCUUAAUGGAUUGACAGUUGGAGACUCACUUCCUGAUAAUCUCAUGGAAUCUCCGGCAAGGUCUGAAACUGCAUUCUCUCUCAGGGAUGAUAUUUCUUUGCAAUAUUCGCCAAUGUCAGAAGACUCGGACGACUCAAGGUUUUGCGAGACUCCAGUCCAUAGUUGCUUAACCCAUCUGGAUAGCCGUCCGAGUAGUCCAGUUUCUCCAUGUAGAUACCAAAGGCAACAAAACUCAUUUUCUUCAGCGCCUUCCACAAGUUUAAGUGCUUCUUCUCAUGGCUUUCCAGUCUCAGCAGUUACUUGCUCCCAGCCUCGUCAAAGAAGCUCAGACUCCGAUGGCCGCUUCCCAUCAUCUCCUAGCGAUAUAUGCCACUCAGCUGACUUAAGAAGAGCUGCACUUCUAAGAUCUGUGCAGAUGAGAACACACCCACCUGGCUCUGCAUCUUUGGACCUGCCAUUUGGUUCUGGUCAAGAGCCUGCCCCUAAUAUUGAUUCUGACGAAAGGCCAUGCUCAUACAUGAAAUCUCUGGUUGACGAGAGAGAUUAUCAAAUUGAAGAGUGUUCAUCAAUAGGUGUUCCGGAAACCGAGUUUAACCAUGACAAUAAGCCUUGCAGAGUCUUAAAUAUGAAUCCAAAAGCAGCAGAUUCCGGAGGUUAG